AGAGGACGAGUAAGAGAGAGAGAGAGAGAGAGAGAGAGACUGUCAGUUGUUUGUAGUCUCAGUGAGCACAGAAGCGUCUUUAAUGACACGUGAUGGUGCUGAUGAUGACGAAGGCGGUGUUGGCUGGAUGUGUGAUGGUCUGGCUGUUUCCCGUCAGCUGUGUGUGUUUCUCUCUUGGUGCGAGUGUUUCUUCAUGUGUGACGAUGAAGCCUGGUCACAUCAGCUCUCUACGACAACACACACACACCGCCAUAAUGAUACGCAGCAGCCGCUCAGUGUACCUGCCGCAUCACACUCUCACAGUAACCGUGCAGAGCUCGCGGGCGUUCAUGGGGUUUCUGCUGCAGGCGCGCUCAGUGCUGGAGGAUCGUGUGGUUGGAGGAGAGUUCACGCUUCACCCACCCAGCACACACACACUGUCCUGUGUCAGUCCUGAUGACACGGUCACACACUCAGACAAAAUGAUGAAGAGGAACCUGUCGUUCAGCUGGAGAGCCCCACCGCAACCCAGCGGAGACCUGCGCUUUUACAUCACGCUGGUUCAGUCUUACUUUGUGUACUGGGCUCGAAUCAGAUCAGCAGUGGUGCAUGAUGGGACACGGAGCUCUUCUGUUACUGACGGUCACACAGGACAACAGACAGCAAACGUGACAGCCUCUGUGUUGGAACAAAGAGUCCAAAACUCAACACUGUCCGCACACACAACUACGUCUACACAAACUAACACGCACACUUCAAUACACUCGCAACAUAACAAACACACAACCACACGAGCUCCAGUGAGCGCACACGCCUCUAUACCAUUACAAUAUAACACACAAACCUCAACACAACCACAACACAACACACCCACACCGCUGAACACACACACCUAUAUAAACUUACAACAUAAAACGCACACCAACACACUCACACCAUAUAACACACAUUCUUCAUUACGCUCACAAUAUAACACACACACCUCUACACAACCACAAAAUAACACACACACCAACACACCUGCACCGUUGAACACACACACCUCUACACAACCACAAUAUAACACACACACCAACACACUCACACCAUAUAACACACAUUCUUCAUUACGCUCACAAUAUAACACACACACCUCUACACAACCACAAAAUAACACACACACCAACACACCUGCACCGUUGAACACACACACCUCUACACAACCACAAUAUAACACACACACCAACACACUCACACCAUAUAACACACAUUCUUCAUUACGCUCACAAUAUAACACACACACCUCUACACAACCACAAAAUAACACACACACCAACACACCUGCACCGUUGAACACACACACCUCUACACAACCACAAUAUAACACACACACCAACACACUCACACCAUAUAACACACAUUCUUCCUUACGCUCACAAUAUAACACACACACCUCUACACAACCACAAAAUAACACACACACCAACACACCUGCACCAUUGAACACACACACCUCUACACAACCACAAUAUAACACACACACCAACACACUCACACCAUAUAACACACAUUCUUCCUUACGCUCACAAUAUGACACACACACCUCUACACAACCACAAUAUACCACACACACUUCCAUACACUCACAAUAUAACACACACACCUCUACACAACCACAGAAUAACACACACACCAACACACCCGUACCGUUGAACACACACACCUCUACGCAACCACAAUACACCACACACACUUCCAUACACUCACAAUAUAACACACACACCACACACACCUCUACACAACCACAGAAUAACACACACACCAACACACCCGCACCGUUGAACACACACACCUCCAUACAGUCACAAUACAACACACACACCAAUACACUUGAACCAUUCAACACUUACACACCAUACAACAAACACACAUCUAAAGACACACACACAAGUUCACCUUUUAAUACACACUCAAACACACAAUCAUUGAUUGACACUCAGACAUCUCAGUCACACACUUCUACACAAACUGUUCCCUUCACUCUCUCACUCGCACCUAAUCCAGUGAGCGCACACACAUUACACACUCACACCCCCAACACACACAAACACAACACUCACACGCAUCUCAAACCCUCUCCGGCUCCUCGCCGAUCUCUCUCAGACCUCUUCCCAUCCCAGAAGCCCACAGAGGCUUCGGUGUCAGUGACCCAGAGACAGCGCGACACGUUUCAUCUGUCGGGAGAUCUUCUCAAACCGCCGAACCGUGCCGAAGAUCUUCCCGGAGGAGAGAGACCGGAGCGCGUGCCCAGACAGAACACAUCUGAGCUGGGUCUGCUGCUGGGUCUCUCCGCCGCUCUGGGCAUGGCCAUCGCCGCCGGUCUCAGGUACCUGCAGAGAAAACACUGCCGCAAACGGACCGCCGUCUCGCUUAAUGACCGUCGCCAUGACAACAGAGGCAUCAUCCACGUGCAAGAGUGUGGGGACCUGGUGCAGGUGCGCAAAAUCCGACAAAACAGUUUCCUGCUGCUGCAGGCCGAGUAUGAUCUCAUAACACCGACAGGAGACUGAAAACACGCACAUAUACUGUAAACACAUGCAUGACAUUUAUAAACAGAGACAAAAAAGCAGAGAACGCUUUCGCAUUAAAUGGAUAGUUCACCCAAAAAUGAAAAUCUGUCAUCGUUUAUGUCAUUCCAAACCCUCUCGGAACACAAAAGAAGAUAUUUCGAAGAACCUUGAACCCCUCUGACUUCCAUCAUAUGAAUACAAAACCACUGGGACAUUUCUCGAAAUAUCUUAUUUAGUGUUCCACUGAAGAAAGAGUCAGAUAUACAACCACAUGAGGGGGAAUAAAUGAUGACAAUUUUGAUUUUCCGGUGGAAAUAAAAUAUCAUUCAUGUUUAGCAAUCAAAAAUGUUGCAAUGUUGUCUUUGUUAUGAAUUUAAUAGUUUAGAAAGUGUUGAACAUGUCUUGACAUCUAUAUUUUUUCGUUUUUAAUAACAGUUAAUAACGGAGUUUAAUUAUUUUUCAUAUUCUGCUCAUUUUUAUGUUAUCAGAGCUAUCUACAGAAUAUGGUAACACUACAUAAAUGGCUCAUUCAUAAUAUUUAGUUAACAUGACCUAUAGUGAGCAAUAUACUGGACUAUUUUAUGGCUUUUACAAUUUUUUUGUUUAAUGUUAGUUAAUACAAGCUGUUUAUUUUGUUAAUUCAUUGUGAAUUAACAAAUAUUAUUUUUUGUAUUAAUAAAUGCUGAAAUUAACAUGAACUAAGGUUAAUAAAUGUUGUGUAAGUUUUGUUUCUUUAUAGUUUAUGACGAAAAACUGUACAUUGUUACCAAAUAU
This is a messenger RNA of Triplophysa rosa, 3302 nucleotides long. Its product is annotated as reelin domain-containing protein 1-like. The transcript is spliced from 5 exons. Bases 93 to 2528 code for a protein of 811 amino acids. Lineage: Eukaryota; Metazoa; Chordata; Actinopteri; Cypriniformes; Nemacheilidae. Gene Ontology annotation, molecular function: oxidoreductase activity, acting on metal ions. The record is from RefSeq and is a predicted model, not a curated record.